ACAUGGCGGAAGGGUGGAGGAAGUUUUUGUUCUAGUGUUACUGUUUAUUUUCAACAAUUAAUUCGAUUUUUUGUAUAUUGCUUUCCGAACGUGAUGGAUUAUUCCCAUUCCUCGUCUCUAUUCUCUCCCAUGGAAGCUAACAAUGAAUUGGUUCCCUUAAAUGACCUGGCACACCAGACACAAGGUCCUGUCUUAAUGGCCAGUAGAAGCUCGGCAAAUUCUCUCUUGGCAUCAUGGGGAUCUGAUGAGUCAACUUCAAGUAGCUCAGGACAUGACUAUUCUCAUUCCAUUUUCCCCUUUCGAGGUCCAAAAGCAAGGGACUGUAGUGGUGCUACACAUUUGUUGCCUUCUGAAGGAGUAAAACAGGAGCUAGCUGAAGAGCCAUUAGUUAGUGUUGACUCUAAUGUGGAUGGUGAUUGGUGCGAUACUGCAGCUUUACUGGCAGAAUCAGAAAAUUUUGAAACUUUCGAUAGCCGACAGCGAAAGAGAGUACUCAGUGAAGGGGAGAACGAAGAUAAUAAGGGAAGGCCACGAAAAGCUCAACAACCACCGGUAAAUUCACUCGAAAGUAGGAAUAAUUCUGCUGCUCAUAAAAUUAAUAACUGUAAUUAUGAUGGAGCUAGUGGUACCUCUGGUUAUUCUGAAGUUGGAGUCCAGAGUUCAAGUAUGUGCUCAGUACAAGAUAUAGAAGACUUUGAAAGAAACACAUCUAAUUCUAAUGUUGAAAACCACCCAGUAUCUGAAACUCCCGAAGUAAUAAUGGACACGUCCUCUGAGAGUGAUAGUGAUAUUGAUAUAGUAAGUCUUCGCACCUCUGUUUUAAGGAAUACAAGAUCUUCAAACUGUAGUGUUAAAACAUCAGGAGCUCAGUAUCAUGACCACAGUUACACUGGUGCAAGAGACAGACUUCACUCAUUGAAUGCAUCUUUCUGGAAUGGUAACUCGGGUGAACCUGCAGUAGGAAGAGUAAGAGGAGAAAGAUCUGUCAUAAGAGAGAAUAUCCAAAAGUCGGGACAUAUAGAUAGUGAUUGGCCAAUGGCACCUGAUUUACAGCUUGACUGUUUGUCGUCGGAUGAUGAUGAUGAUAAUGAUAGUGUGGAAGUAGUUAGUAUUGAAUCUCCUAGUAUUCAUCAAGCUGUGGAGGCUGAUUCCCCACAUUCUAGUGAACUUGCUAGUGGCUCAGGAAAGGGUAGCAGUAGAUCAGUUAUAGAAAGAGGAAAGACUGUGUCAACAAAUGGGGCCAGUUGCAGCAAAGAUCAUAGUCGACUUGAUUCGGAUAGAACUGCCAUUGUUGUCGACCUUACUCAUUCAGAUGACGAAACUGCCUCUCCUGUUGUUUCUACCCCUGCUGUAUCUAUGACAGCUCCUGUAACUACUGUUCUUUCCAGUGAACCAACACAUUCCUAUUGUCAAGUGUUCAGUCGCCAGGGGCAAAAUCAGCGUUCUAUUCACCCCCACAGCAACUACCACUCUCCUAACUACCCACCUCAUCCUGUACCUAUUGUACAGUUCCCAACUUGUAGAUUUCACACAAGUCAGCAACCUAUGGGCUGUCAUGAAACCACAGACUCUUGCAUAGGAAAUCAGACAUCUGGUGGAGCUGGAGAUUCUUGUAGAUCGUUCAAUAAUUGUUUUGGACAGUCACAUCCUGUUAAUGCUGCUUCUUGUCCUCACAACCAUGUCUAUCCAAGUGCUCCAAGCCCACACUUAGCAUACAUGCCACCAGGAGUCCACACUCCACACCCCUCUGUCAAUCCAAAUCAACAUCCUCCUUUUCCCCAUUUCUAUAAUCCUCCUCCAACCCCUGGUCUUCAGGACCUUCCACCCCACCCUCGCCAUCAUCAUCCAGGAUUAGCGCACAUGAAUCCAACUCACCAACGUCUUUGGCAGGCUCAACAACGUAUGCAGGAAAUGCAAAGAAGGAGACUUUACCAACAUACCUUAGGCUUGUACAUGCACAGAAGAUUGAUGGAAACACAAAACACAGCAGCUCCAGGAUUCUAUAUUUGUCCAGAAGCAGUUCCAGGUGUCCCAAGUUCAGCUGUUCCUCUGACAACAGCAGUUAAUGGCACUCCAACAAUGCCUCCAGGUGGACAACCUCCCAACCACCUUGCUCAAGCAGGAGGAAUGGGUUCCACUCACAAUCCAAUGUUUGGAGCUUGUCAUUCUAUCCCUGUGACAGCUGCCACACCUGGUCCUUCAGGACUUCCUCAAACCUCUAUUCCUGGUCCCUCUUGUAACCCGUCCAUUCCCGUAUCUGUACAAACACCGACCCCUCUCCCUCCUCAACACCCUGUUCCCCCCCCAUCAGGAGAUAUCAUGAUGGACCCCACCAUUAAUGUGCAGGCUGAAGUGGUGAUACCCAGCUCUGGGAGUGAUAGUGGUCACUCGCAUGUACAUCACCAUAUUCAUCAACAUCAUUACCACCACCCACCUCCUCGUUUACACCACUUUGGUGUGCCUCCUGGUUUACAUAUUGGGAUUACAGCUGGAGUGCCAGUAAGUCAGAGGGCACCAGACAUGUUUGCCAUCCCAACUUUACCAGACAUCCCCCCAACAAUGCCUUUAUACCCGCACUAUAUGCCCUUCUUCCCACGUCAUGUGCAGGCAAGACUGGAGGAUUAUAUGAGAAUUGUCGAACAACGUAGAAUGGCUGUAAACAGGGGAGCUUCUCAAACAACAAUUGAACAAAAUACUUUUCCACAUAAAUAUAAAAAGAUACAGAGAAGUGAAGGAGAAGAUAAUAUAGAAAAAUGUACCAUUUGCUUGAGUGAAUUUGAAGACAAUGAAGAUGUCAGGCGUCUCCCUUGUAUGCAUCUCUUCCAUAUAGUGUGUGUUGACCAGUGGCUGACCACCAACAAACGUUGUCCAAUCUGUCGAGUGGAUAUUGAAGAACAUCUGAAGGAAUUUUCAUUUUCUUAACUUUCUCUAGCCAUCUAGCCAAGAAAAAAUGGUUUUUGUAGUGAGUUCAGGACACGUUUUAAUAAUUUACUCAGCACAAGAUAUUGUUAGUUUCUUUUAGAUUUCUACUUUUAAGCUGUUAAUUAUAUUUUACAAACUUACUUGUAUGAUGAUUAACUAUUUUGAAAUAGUUAAGUUUUCCAAAGUGGCUAAAUAUUCCAGAAAAAGAAAAAAAAAUGCAUUAAUAUAAAGUGUUUAAGUUUCAAAUCAUCAGAUCAUGAAAUACUCUAAACUGUGACAAGCAGACUAAAACACUAAAAUAGUUUCUUUGGAAAUUUUAUUUUGUUUUACUGACUUGCCAUAUUUGUUAAAUGUAAAUAAGUGAUUCUUAUUAAUUUUUUAAAAGGUGAUAGUACAUUAUUGAAAUGUUCUUUGUUCUGUCAUCUAAAUAAUCUUUAAAUAUAUAGCUAAUAUUCCCAUAAUUGGGAAGAAAUUAAGUUCUAUUUAAGUAAUUCUAAUGCUGGCAGUAGAAAAGUUUAAUGAAAUGUUUGUGGUGAAUGUUUCUUAUAUUUAACAAAACUUUUUAUUGAAGUUUUUUUUUUUCAACGUAUUAUAUCUGCUAAAAGUAUUGUCAAAAUAGAAUUUUGAAGUCUUCAGAAAAUAAUAGCAUUGAUACAGAAUGUUCAAUUUUACAGACUACAAAAAAUGAAUUUCAUCUAGUCUGAUAAAAAAGAUGAUGAUUUUAGCUUUCAACAAAUAUAGGAGCAUUUUAAAUGAUAGUUAAGGAUCAUGAUAAAAUCUUACAAUCAAAAUAUAUCGUUCAAUGCUCUUAAAAGGUACAUUUCUGUGGCAGACGUUUAUUAUCUUAAUUUCUUUUUCGAACUAGCAAAUAAUUCUGAUCAUUAUCUGAUCGUAGAGAUUAAGGAGUCAAAUCAUAUCAGAACUUUUUUAUAAAUGUACAGUGUAUUCAUACUGAAAACUAUUUUGGAAUGGAGCAACCUGAAACAGAUUUAGUCUAGGUGGUAGUGUGGGAACUUAUGAAAUUAUUUGGUAAUUCUUGAAUGCAAAACCAUGUUUAGAAUAUGUAAAAGAUAAAUCAUCAAAAGUGUCAUUAACAUCUAGUUGAAAUUUGGCUUCUUACGAUGAUAUGCAGAGUUGCAGAUAAAAAAAUAAAGAAAUGCAUCUUAGGAUUCUUGUGGUUCAUUUCACCAAACAGUUUUAUGAAGCUAUUAUAAUUUAUUGUUACCACUUAAGUAGAAGCAAGCAAUUAUCGACCACAUUGUAUAUACCACUUCUAACUGCUACUGUUGUAGUGAGCUUGCAUGUUGUUUAUUGGAGUUUCAUAUUCCUCCUUAUAAGUAUGUUGGUUCUAUCGAAAAACAUUUUUCAAAAUUUUUCUGAAUUACAGUUUUAUGAAUUUCAAACCAAAAGCUUCAUAAAAAAGAAAAAAUACUGAAAACUUUAUAUUUGUUAAAGUUUUUAUAGAAAGUUACGUAUAUAUUUUCUCAUUAUACAUGGGAUGAUUAGGUAUGAUUAUCUUUGGUUAUUUAACCUAUUUCCAGCUUGAUGACAUUAUGUAGACCACUUCUGCUUUUGCAUUCAUUAAAAUUAAUUGCUCAUAAACAGAACUGUUUCUGAAAUACAGACACUCCAAACAUAAAGCAUGGGAACCACUGAAUAUUGCCUAACCUAAAUUAGAUUUUUUUUGAUAAAUUUACAAUUUAGAAUCAUAUAAAAACCACACGCUUCCAUGCAACAUUUUCCGUGACCAUUGACCUGAAAUCCAAGUUCCGUGCUUGCUUAUUAUACAAGUCUUGUGAUGUCAUGCGGUAAAGUUUGGUUAACAGUUUAGAUAUUUCUUUUGUUACUUUAUCCGAAACAUAUUGGGGGGGAUCAAGCAGAAUUUUUUAAAUCUUAUUGUUGUUUGCCCUCAUGAGAAAUGGUAAAUAUUAGGUAUCAGUGUUUAAAAGAAACAUUUUUGUGGAUUAAAACCUUGUCUUGUAUCUUCAAGAACUGUCAGUGGUCUGAGCGCUACACUUGACAUUUUUUUCAAAACAAAUCAUUCAAAAGGAUGUGCAACUCUAAAGGUGUAAUCAAAUCACUGCAUGCUUUAGUUACCUUUAUUAUAAGAAUUAAGUAAUUUGUAAACCAAAUUCUAUUUAUCUCCACAAUAAUCCCUUGUACGAAGAAAAUAUUUUUUUUUGUCACACCUCGUAUAAAGUAGUUAAUGUAUUCUCUAGUUUUUAUUAGAAGGUGUUUAUCAUAUACUAAGAUCUGCUUGUAAUCAUACAUAGCUGAAAGAUUGUAUUAUACCUUGAACAUUUUAUUUUGGGGGAAAUUCUAUAAAUAAUGAACUAGCUUGUAGGUAGUUUUAUAAACUAAUUGUACUUUUUUUUUACAUGCGUAUGGGCAAUAAUGUAAGAGUAACAAGAGAUAUUUGUUUUUUUCCUUUCACAGCAUGAUUAUUUUUUUAUUUGCUAUUUGAAUGGACACCAUAGAUAUGAUGUAUUAAGUGUUAAUGAUGAUAACUGUUUUGACUAAUUUUUCUGUCACAGAAGGAACUUUAAAGGUAUUAUGUAUUUCAUUAGUUUCUUUACAAUAUUAAAUUAUUCGAGUAAGCUGAUUUUUUUGCAAGAAAAUCAUAUAGGUGACAAAUGUAUAAUUAUGUAAUAUGCUUCUUGCAUCAAAAGUGUUUUUGUUCAUUGUAUAGAUAUGAAUGUUUGAGUUUUCUUUCAACAGCUUAUGAAAAUUUUGAAGCGAUAUUAAAAAAUAAUGUAAUAAUUAAUAGUUUUGAGGAUAUAUAUAUAGUUCUGUGUUUUAACAGAUUUACUCAAAACUACGUGAAGAAUUUACUUUUUAUAAGACCCGCCCAGUGCUCACUCUGGCUUAUCUUGUGUUUACCAAAAAAACUUUGUCUGCGGUAAAAGGUUUGGUACAGACUCCCAUCAUGCUGUGAUAUGUACACUACAUGCCUUGUCUAUUUUAAACUACUUCUAACUUGAUAUGGCACAAACUUUUACAAAUCUGAUCUCUUUUCCAAACCAUUGUUUAGUUAACGUGACGUGUCCCAGCUUUCUACAAAACUAAGUUCACUAUUCUCAGACUGAUAUCAACUAUUGUGUAGUUAACAUGACAUCUCCCAGCUUUCUACAAAACUAAGUUGUCUAUUCUCAGACUGAUAUCAACUAUUGUGUAGUUAACAUGGCAUCUCCCAGCUUUCUACAAAACUAAGUUGUUUAUUCUCAGACUGAUAUCAACUAUUGUGUAGUUAACGUGACGUGUCCCAGCUUUCUACAAAACUAAGUUGUCUAUUCUCAGACUGAUAUCAACUAUUGUGUAGUUAACAUGACAUCUCCCAGCUUUCUACAAAACUAAGUUAUCUCUAUUCUCAGACUGAUAUCAACUAUUGUGUAGUUAACGUGACAUGUCCCAGCUUUCUACAAAACUAAGUUGUCUAUUCUCAGACUGAUAUCAACUAUUGUGUAGUUAAUAUGACAUCUCCCAGCUUUCUACAAAACUAAGUUGUCUAUUCUCGGACUGAUAUCAACUAUUGUGUAGUUAACUUGACAUCUCCCAGCUUUCUACAAAACUAAGUUGACUAUUCUCAGACUGAUAUCAACUAUUUUUAAUUAAUAUCUGAUGUGCCCUAAUGUUCCACAGGAUUCAUCUUUCUAGUCCAUCUAAUCACUUUGGAGUUUUAUUUUGCUGAAUUUUUCUACUGUUCUUAUUCCAAGUUAUCCCCUAAUGUAUACUAUUUUCUGUAAAUCCUGUUUCAUUGGUACCCGCUUCUGCAGAUCCAACAAAUUUUUAUCUCUAACUCUCCACAAAUUUGCACUAGAAUAUAGCAAAACAUUUUAAAACUAACCACCUUGAAACUUUCUUCCUCUGCUCUUCCUCAGAAACAUUCUGUUGAACUUUAUACUGCAACUGCUACUACUAAUCGUACUUAGUCACCUUUUGAAAUACUCCAUUGACUGUUAUCCUACUACUUCCCUUAAAUAUUCCACUGUAUUCUGUCCUUCUUUUUAAUCCACCUUCCACUUUGAGUUAGUUUCUGACAUGUUAAAACAUGUUCCAUAUCAAGAAAAGAUUUUUUGUUUUUAUUUCAUUGUGAAAUACUGCAUAUACUUUGUAUGUUUCACAUGCACAAUUAUUUUGUUCAAAUGUAAUAAUUCACUCCAUUUCACUCAUUUCAAACUAUUCUCUGUAUUAGCUUGCCUAAUAGGUCUAAAGUUCAGAGGCUGAACCAUUCUAGUAUUAGUACUGUUCAUUGAAAAUUUGCUAUAGAAAAAAAAAAUUAUAAAGUUACCAGUAUUAAGAAUUACAGAGUCCGUACUUGUGUCUAUGAUACCAGCAUGAUGCUUUUUGAUCUUGUUAAAUUUAACAAAGAACUAGACAUGUAUCAAUUACUUUUAAAAUGCUUUGGUAACAGCAUUCUUAUUUGGCUGUAUGAAGUUUGAGGUGUUCCUAGUUCUAGCAAGGGUCAUUGUGGGCUUAAACUGUGUAUGUAAAAAAAUCAGGCAGCAAAAAGUACUUUUGUAUAGAAAUAAAUAUUUGCAGUGUCUUGUGAAUUUUGAUGUGUUAUACAGUUUAUUUUUAUUAGGUUACCUACUAAACUUCACAUUUUAAUUAGCACUAAUUAAAAAAAACAUUGUGUAUUCUACAGAAGUGCCAAUUAUGUUCUGACAUAUUAAUGUAAACAUUUUAGCCUGUGUACUAUUAUGUACAGGUUCUUUUAAUCCACUUUGGUCCUUGUUCUACUCUAAUGCAGGUUUGGAAUGUUUUCACACACCUCAGUAAUCAUGUUAGGGUUUUCUGAAUUCUUGGCUUUUAAAUAAAAACUCCUUAUUUUGAGGAUUU
Limulus polyphemus (Atlantic horseshoe crab) is the source of this 7761-nucleotide messenger RNA. Its product is annotated as E3 ubiquitin-protein ligase Arkadia-like. The transcript is spliced from 14 exons. The record is from RefSeq and is a predicted model, not a curated record. Bases 94 to 2922 code for a protein of 942 amino acids. NCBI's taxonomy places the organism in Eukaryota, Metazoa, Arthropoda, Merostomata, Xiphosura, Limulidae.